Thrips palmi is the source of this 4942-nucleotide messenger RNA. RefSeq names its product inhibitor of Bruton tyrosine kinase. The transcript is spliced from 21 exons. Gene Ontology annotation, molecular function: protein binding. NCBI's taxonomy places the organism in Eukaryota, Metazoa, Arthropoda, Insecta, Thysanoptera, Thripidae. The coding region runs from base 427 to 4563 and encodes 1378 amino acids. The record is from RefSeq and is a predicted model, not a curated record.
CUCCUUCCCCUCCCUGCCCCUGUGUAGUCGGCUGUCUGCUUGCUAAGCUGCUUCGUUUGGAAUAUUUGGAACUUUGUCAAAAUUUAUUGUUCAUUUUAGUUCCCAGCAGUUUAUGUUCCGAAGAUGACGAAAAUGCCUUCUUUUUCUUCCUUUUUCUUUGCUUUGAUUUUGAUUGAAUGGUCUCGUCAGUAACGAAGGAUUCUCGGACCACAAUCAUGGCUCACUGAUUCAGACUAGUUGGCCCUUUCUCGGGUGGGCCAUUUUCAAUUUGUCACAAUCAGUACCUAAUUAGCUAUUAACUAUACUUAAUUACCCUCUUGGUAAAUGUAAUUUUAAUUUUAGUUUUUCAUUCAUUCUUGAAAAGCUAGAUUCUAUUAAUUGAAACAGUAGUUCCUAUUACAUAGUUUUUAACGAAGGCUCGUCAAAAUGAGUGCCAAGGACUCUUUGAAGGAUUGCACUGAAAAGUGUGUGAGCCUACAGCAUGGAGAUUCCUUAGGGGCAAUUGUAACUCUGCGGGAGCCCAGUGACAAAGAUGUUGCAACAUCCCUGUCUUUGUUGUGUGGAAACGUUGGGUCCCUCGUAGACAGUUCAGGACGGUGCCUCUUGCACCUUGCAGCAUCAGUUGGAAGAAUGGAAUUAGCGCAAUGGUUGGUGCAACGCUGUGGGUCAGAUUUAAAUGCUCAAGACAGAGAAUCUGGGUAUACACCUCUUCACCGAAGUAUAUUUUAUGGCCAAUUGAAUGUGGCAGUAAUACUUGCACAGAUGGGUGCUGACCUCAACAUACGAGAUUGCAACUACUUGUCACCCAUUGAACUUGCUAUGAAAGAUCGCUUACCUCAAGUUACAUUCAGUAGUAAUCUACCGUGUGAGUUGUAUGUUUGGGGAACCAAUACCAAUUUCAAUCUGGGCACUGGGAACAUGCAAGGAAGGCUGCAGCCAGAAAUUUUGGACUUUUUCCGUAAAAUGGAUCGACCAGUAUCUAUCGUCCAGGUUUACAUGGAGAAAUUUCAUACCGUUAUGGUAUCAGCCUGUGGUCGCGUGUGGACCUGUGGUCAUGGACAGGGUGGGCGCUUAGGGCUUGGUACUGAGAGGUCUGUCCUUGCUCCAAUGCAAGUACAGCUUGGCACUAUUCCCAAAAAGUUUAUCUUGGAUCCCAAAUUUUCUCCUGGCCAGCCUGAAGUUUGUGUAAGCGCUGCAGUAGGAAGAGACCACACAUUGUUGUUGAUGGAAAGUCACUCAAUUCUUGUAUUUGGUCUUAAUACUCAUCAUGUGCUGGGUUUAAGUCCACCUCCUUCUCACCUUCUUGAACCUCAAAGGCUCUCAUUGAAAAGCAUCGAGGACCUGAAGUCCCCUCCCCUAGGUGUUUGUGCUGGUCGCUUCCAUUCUGUGGUGUGGAGUCGUCGUGAGAUUCUGACUUUUGGGCUGAAUGCAGGUCAAUUGGGCCAUCCAAAGUCUCUGGAGAAGACUAUUAUUGUUCCCAAACCAAUACAUGCUAUGUUUUAUAAAGAUGUGGACAUAACACAUGUGGCAGCUAGUGAUGGUGCAACUGUUGUUGCAACAGGCAAUCGGCACAUCUGGGUAUUUCAUGAAUAUCAAAGGAAUAAGCUUUCUAUGAGGUAUUCCCUAGAAAUUGAGCAGGUUGCUGUUGUUGGUGGUCACCUUGAUUCAGGUCUAGAACCAAGCAAUUUGUCAGAGAAAGGUGAACCUUUGAAAAUUGCAGCCAUAUCUAAAGAGGGUUCCGUUUUCUUGUGGCAAGAAAAAGACCUGCAUAUGACCAGGUGCAUUCUCUCGCCUAGCCGGCAGCUAAAAAUAGUGGAUCUGACACUCAGCAAAUCUGUCAUGCUUUUAGUUACAAAUGACGGGGAAGUAUAUACUGGUGUAGUAAAACCUUGCAAGAAAAAAGCAAAUGACAUUAAGCCAUUAAAAGGAAGGCGAACUGUGCCAAAUUAUGAUGGGGAAUAUCAUGUGAUUACAAAACAGAUGGAGAGAGGACCCAUUAAAGAAUUUCUUGAUCCGGAUGUGUGUUAUCCAGUCUCUUUGCAAAGACUUCAGUGUGCUCAUAGAGCUGUCAAAAUCACAUCUGACCCUAAAGGAAGAAAUUUUGCCCUGAUUCAGACUCAUCCAUCUGUUCAUUUGAAUAAUGUGCCAGACCUCCCACUUAAAGGAGAAAGGUUGAGACAGGAUCUUUCAAAUUUGUUAUGUGAAGCUAAUGAAUGGGACACAGUUCAUGACAUCAUCUUUCAGGUUGGAGAUAGACGCUUCCCUGCUCAUAAAUUCAUUGUUUCGAGACAGAGCAAUAUUCUUUUGCACAUGAUCCGAGAAGCCAAAGUGCCUACAGCUGGUGGUUCUGUUCCUGUGAUUGAGAUUUCAGAUAUUUCCCCUGACAUAUUUGAACAUUUACUGCAUUUCAUUUAUGCUGGCGAGUGUACUCUGACACAACCUUCAUCACCAAAUUGUUCACUGGAAAAAAUUAAAAACCCCGAGAAAGAGAAGCAUCUCAAAUCGUUGCAUCCCAAUUCCAAGAGACGCUUGUCUCAGCAGUUUGAGGAUGACAAAGGUGGCAGGAAGAGUAUCUCAGAAUCUGACAAUGAAUCAUUAAAUAUAUUAGCGCAAGCAAAGGCAGCUGCUAAAAGAUUGGGUCUGUCAAAACUAUUAACCCAUCUUAAUUGUAUGAGGUAUCAGGAUGGAGACAUAAUUUGGACUGGUGGAAAAGAGAAAGUUCACAUCAGAAAUACAGAGAUUGUUCCAAUGGAGUGGAAAGAAACUUCAGAGUUCAGUGAUAUUCACAUUCAGUCUAAGGAUGGCCACAAUUUUUAUGUACACAAGUGUAUACUGGUUGCAAGAUCUGAGUAUUUCCACCACAUGUUGGCUGGCGGUUGGAUUGAGAGUAAAGGGACUCGAAAUCUCGAGAUGCCACUAGAUCAAUCAAUUCUCUCAGUAUUGUUUGAUUACAUUUACAAAGAUGAAACACCUAUCUUGGAUAAAAUUGGUGGUGUAGAUUUUGAACUUGCCACAUACUCAUUAAUUGCAGCUGACCAGCUAUUGAUUAAUCCCUUUAAGACUCGGUGUGAAGCUGCUUUGGCCUCAUUAUUGACCUUACAAAAUGUGACUAUGGUCUUGGAACUUGCAGCCACUUACAAUGCAUCUGACUUGCGCAAUUGCUGUUACCAAUUUAUCUGCCUUAAUCUACCAUCUUUGUUGGAAGCUGGGACCUUGUGUGGACUUCCAUCAUUUAUUUUGGAGGGCUUACGCGAUUAUUAUUGCACUAUGCAUCCAAGAAUGGAGUGUCGAGUCCUCACACCUCUGUCUUAUGCUCCUUCCCCAGACUUUGUAAAAGAACUUGCAGCUUCUAACACUAUUUUAUGGGAUGAAGAAUUAAAUUUUGAUGAGCUGGAAAGUCAAAGGAAGUCCAAGAGCUUUGCCAAAAAGAAAUCGCGGCCACGACGUACAAGUGAAUCGCACCGAUCGCGAUUCCGCAAUGAUUCAGUCAGCUCCAUAAAUUCAGAUGAUUUAGACACAUCUUUGGAUCCAGAACCCUUAGAUUGGAGUGAUAUAGUAGAGAAGGAAGAGUCACAAAUGAGCCAAUCAUUUGAAAAGAUUUCUCUUGGUGACAGCAAGGAAGCCACAGAGAAAGCAGAAAAGCAAAAUCAGUGGACCAAGGUCCUGAGCAACAGUAAAAUUCAUAAAACAAUUCAGGCCCGGCUUAAAGCUGCUGCUACAGCUCGAGAAGAGGUUCUGGUUGUUUCGCCUCCAAAGCAGGAGAGUCCUGUAACAACAUUGCAUCUGCACGCCUAUCCACCCACUCCUCAGUCACCACAGCAGGCUGUACAGCAGGUCGUAACACAAAAUCGUCCACUGAAACAAGAUGCUCCCAACAUUACAGAGAAACAUUUUCCUCAACUUGGUUAUAGUGAUGGGGUCCGAGGAAGCCCCAAAGUGAGCUUGGUACCUAUGAUGCCCAUUAGUGAAAAGCGCAUCAGCAAAUUGUCUCAAAAGCAACGGAAAAAACUUGCUUUAGAAGAAAGUGGAGGUUCCUCAACACCCAUUCCAGUGGCGCCUGCACCUAGAGGUUGGGGACAGCGGGAGAGUGUUCCUCCAGAAACUCCUCCUAGUCUCUCCCUGGCUGAUAUAAUGCAGGAACAGUUGCAUAGAUCUAAACAAACGGUUGGUGCGGCAUCCAAACCCAUCAACAUUCGAAGAUCACCUAGUGGUCCUUUCACUCAAAGCCCACACAGUUCGGGCUCUCCUUGGGGACGAAUGGAGUCUGUAAUGAACCCAUGCACACCCCCCAUGUCACCGCAAUCGCCACAUGCAGAGCCCAGCCCUGACAAAAGUGGCUCUCGACAGAAUUUCUCUGAUAUAAUGGCAAAUGAAAUGAAGCAGAGAGAGAACUGGACUCGCAUGCGCUCCAAACCCCUCAACUUGACGCAGAUUGAGGACAGGGCCAUUGAUGACCUUGUCAAUUUCUACAAUGCCAAUGAAGCCUGUGAAGAACGCAUUACUGUGCGCCGUGUCCUGAGCACUAAUGUGGCUUGUCCUGUUUGGGUUACGUCCAAGCACUAAAAUCGUAGAAUAUAAUUGACCUAGAAACUAUCAUUUCAAGAAUGACUUCAAGUAUUUUACUUUUAUGAAUAAUCAUUCAUUAUUUCUUAUGUGUUUAUUGAAUGGCCAACAAAGUGGAUAGGUGCUCUCUGUAGGUUGCUUGAAUCUGUGAUUUCCUAACCAUGAGUUGAUGGUUGUAUUAUCUUAUUGGGUAUCCCUAGUAAAACUAUUUAUUUCCAAUGUAUCAAUGAAUUAGUGUUUCCUGUCUGACAAAAACAAAACAUAAAAACAAUAGAAAUUAGACAAGGUUCGAGUUUUGGCUGUUCUUAUUUCAGAUAAGAAUAACCCAGCAUAAUUAUUCUCUUUGCUUUUAACAGACAAAUAAAUCUACGUGCAAUUA